AACAGUAUUCUCGAAAUCGUGGCCGGAUUGAUAGUGAAGGCGUGCUAACUCGAGCUACGAUGGAUACCAAACAAGGUUUGCUGCUGCUCGCCUUCGUGUGCUUGCAGGCGGUCCUCGUGUGUGCCGCGCCGGAUUGGAUACCUCCGGAGAUAUUCGACAUGGUGGCAGACGACAAGGCUCGAUGCAUGGGCGAGCAUGGCACCACGCAAGCGCAGAUCGACGAGGUGGACAAAGGAACGGUGUUAGACAAUCCAUCGAUCACCUGCUACAUGUACUGCUUGCUGGAGGCGUUCAGCUUGGUGGAUGAAGAGGCUAACAUAGACACCGAUAUGUUGCUGGGACUGUUGCCAGAGAACCUUCAGGACAGGGCGGAGUCUAUUCUAGGACAGUGUACACCGACAACGGGCAGCGACAAUUGCAACAAGAUAUACAAUCUCGCCACGUGCGUCCAGAAGCUUGCACCAGACGUGUGGUUCAUUCUCUAAGGGCGAGAGAAACGAAGCAAAUCUCACGGAGCUUCGGAACCUUCGACGUGCAAGAACGGACAAACGUUAAAGAAAAAAACCCGGCUCGAAGAGGAUCAAGUACGCGAACAUUAACUGUAACAAUGCUGAACGACGAAAAAAAAAAAAAAAA
Habropoda laboriosa is the source of this 636-nucleotide messenger RNA. RefSeq names its product general odorant-binding protein 69a-like (gene Obp1). Bases 60 to 485 code for a protein of 141 amino acids. Lineage: Eukaryota; Metazoa; Arthropoda; Insecta; Hymenoptera; Apidae. The record is from RefSeq and is a predicted model, not a curated record. Gene Ontology annotation, molecular function: odorant binding. Gene Ontology annotation, biological process: sensory perception of smell. The transcript has 6 exons.